GUACUUGGCCUACAAAUUCUUCUUUCGAGCCGGAAAGGACCUCAAGAAAUAUGGAGAGUGGGCAGUUGUGACUGGAGCCACGGAUGGUAUCGGCAAAGCCUAUGCUUUCGAGCUCGCAGCUCAAGGGCUGAAGGUGCUGCUCGUGGCACGCAGCGAGGAGAAGCUUGCAGACACAGCGAAGGAGCUGAAAAGUGCCCGCUCAGGUGCGACUGUGGACGUGCUGCAGGUCGACUUUUCCAAAUUCGAUGCCUCGGCUCGAGCCAUGGUGAAAUCCAAGCUGGCCCCGCUGGACAUUGGAAUUCUUAUCAACAAUGUCGGGAUGUCCUACCCUUUCACGAAAUACUUCCACGAGCUCAAAGACUCUGAAGUUGCGGACAUCAUGCAGGUCAACAUGGACUCCAUGACGUGGAUGACUCGCAUUGUCCUUGGAGAGAUUGACGAGGACCUGAAGCCCAAGAGCGGGAUGCUUUUGCGCAAGCGUGGCGCCAUCAUCAACACCUCCUCUGGAGGGGCUCGGACGACUUCGCCACUGCUGGCAGAGUAUUCUGCAGCCAAGGCGUACGUGGAAAAGUUCUCGCAAGGCCUUGCUGCCGAGUUGGCACCAAAGGGCAUCGACGUGCAGGCACAAACACCGCUGUUUGUCACGACGAAGAUGGCCAAGAUCAGGAAGGCCUCUAUGACAGUGCCAACGCCGGAGGACUACGUGAAGUGUGCUGCACGUCAGAUAGGGUAUGAUCCAGUGAUCUCACCAUGGCCGCCAGCCUGCACAGAUACACUAUCGUCACUGUCUUCGUUUUCGCGACCCGACCGACAGAGAGAGAGAGAGACAGCGACAGAGCGAGAGACAGAGAGAAAGAGCAGGCUUUCGCGACCGAAAGAGAGACAGCGAGAGAGCGAGAGACAGAGAGAAAGGGCAGACGUGAGCUGA
Molecule: messenger RNA, 928 nt
Organism: Symbiodinium necroappetens
Lineage: Eukaryota; Dinophyceae; Suessiales; Symbiodiniaceae
Source: the annotation of a GenBank genome assembly